AUAGAUUGUAAUUUAUUUAAUGGAAUUGUAAUUAAGUUUUGAAACACAGUAAUAACCUGUGUCACUCUGGUACAAUGGAUAUUCGGGAAGGUAUCAAGUCACAGUUUCUAGAUUUGGGUAUUGAAUUAUCGGACAGUAUCCUUGAUAAAUGUGUGGAAAUAUGUGUUCUUCACAAUAUUGAUGAGGACGCAUUUGUGGAGACAUGGAUGGCUUACAGUGUUACCAAUUUGGAAGGGGAAGCCCCAACCAUUGAGACCCUUUCAACUAUGGAACGGAAAGAAUUUGCCAAUAAAAGCAAAAACGGCUCUACAAAUACACCUGGUUCUCGACCGUCAACUACUCCAUUGACCAUAUAUAACAAAACUCCAACAAGCAGCAAAAAACCUGCAGUUGAAAACUGGAAUCGACUUGAAAACAUAACUCCUAAGGUAAGUGGUUGCUUUUAUUUUAGUACUUACUAGUAGUUAUCCCUUACUUCACACUU
This is a messenger RNA of Homalodisca vitripennis (glassy-winged sharpshooter), 484 nucleotides long. Its product is annotated as DNA polymerase alpha subunit B-like. The coding region runs from base 75 to 461 and encodes 128 amino acids. The transcript has 3 exons. The record is from RefSeq and is a predicted model, not a curated record. Lineage: Eukaryota; Metazoa; Arthropoda; Insecta; Hemiptera; Cicadellidae.